GUUUGAAGCUGAUACUUUUAGCUGAGCCACAAGUACUGCUUGGAAAGGGCUUAGGUUGUUUCCAGGGGGAGAACUCUGCAGAGAAGAGGCAAAGUUCAACAAGACAACAAAAAUCAGCCAGAAAAUCCAGGAAAAGGAAGAGCCCUUGUCAUACCCCUCUACCAGAGUUCUCUAAUCCUACCUUAUUCUGCAAAGUGCCACUUGACUGGAACUCUUCACCUGCUUGAUUUCUGCACCCACCAUGACUGAGAUCACUGCUGAAGGAAAUGCAUCGACAACCACAACGGUGAUAGACAACAAAAAUGGAUGUAUUCCUAAAUCCCCUGGAAAGGUGCUGAAGAGGUCUGUCACCGAAGACAUUGUGACAACAUUCAGCUCCCCUGCAGCCUGGCUUCUUGUCAUCGCUCUGAUUAUCACAUGGUCAGCUGUUGCUAUCGUGAUGUUUGAUUUAGUGGAUUAUAAAAACUUUUCAGCAAGCUCCAUUGCCAAGAUUGGCUCAGAUCCUCUAAAACUAGUGAAUGAUGCUGUGGAGGAGACAACAGACUGGAUCUAUGGCUUCUUCUCUUUGCUAUCUGACAUCAUCUCAUCUGAAGGUGACGAAGAUGAUGAGGAUGCAGAUGAAGACAUUGAUAAAGGAGAAAUAGAAGAACCUCCCUUAAAAAGAAAAGAAAUACACCAAGAAAAGGCUGAAAAAGAGGAGAAACCUGAGAAGAAAAUACAAACUAAAGCUUCACACAGAGAAAGGGAGAAAGGAAAAGAAAAAUUAAAAGGAGAAAAACCUGAGAAGACAGCAACUCACAAAGAGAAACUUGAGAAAAAAGAAAGACCAGAGACGAAGAUGAUGGCAAAAGAGGACAAGAAAAUUAAGACUAAGGAAAAGACUGAAGAAAAGGCUAAGAAGGAAAUGAAAGUUGGAAAACAGGAGAAAGUGAAACCAACAGCUGCAAAAGCCAAAGAAACUCCGAAAACACCACCAAAGGCCAGAAAGAAGGAUGACAAAGAGAUGCCAGCUGUGCAUGAGCAGAAAGAUCAGUAUGCAUUCUGUCGAUAUAUGAUUGACAUGUUUGUCCAUGGGGAUUUAAAACCAGGACAAAGCCCAGUUAUGCCACCACCAUCAUUGACACCUUCCAAACCUGCUUUGUCAACAACGGCCCUUGAAGAAAAAGAAAAAGAAGAGAAGAAGAAAAUGGAGAAGAAAGAUACUUCUGAUACAAAAAAGAAAGAAAAAGAAGUCAAAAAGAAAAGUGAAGAAACUACCAUUGAUGGGAAAGGCAAAGAACCAGGCAAACCUCCUGAAACCAAACAAAUGACCGCCAAACUCACAACACAAGCUGCAGCUAGAAAGGAUGAGAAGAAAGAAGAAUCAAAGAAAAUGAGAAAACCUACAGAAGAACAACCCAAGGGAAAAAAACAGGAAAAGAAAGAAAAGCACAUAGAACCAGCAAAGACACCAAAAAAGGAACAUCCAGGUCCAAGUGAAAAACUCAAAAAAGCAAAAGCUGAACAAGCCAAGGAAGAGAUUGCUGCUGCCUCAACAAAAAAGGCCCUGCAUGGAAAGAAAGAAGAGAAAGCCAAGACAGUCGAGCAAGAAGUGAAAAAAGAAAAAUCUGGGAAGAGUUCUUCAGAUUUGAAAGAUAAAGAAGUGAAAAAAGAAAAGUCUGGGAAGAGUUCUUCAGAUUUGAAAGAUAAAGAGCCACAACUAAAAAACGAAGAGAAGUCAAAGCCACAAGUGAAAAAGGAAGCAAAACUAGCAUCAUCUGACAAAGGCCAAACACGCAAACAGAACAUCACCAGACCAGAGCAAGUUAUUCCUCAUGUUAAACCAGAAAAAGCUGAACACCAAGAAAAAGGCCACCCAUCUAUAAAAAAAGAUAAGCCUAAACCAUCUUCAAAGGGAGCACCAGAAGUUCCAGACUCAGGGAAGAAGAAGAUUGAAAAAUCUGAAAAGGAAAGUAAAGUUCCAACAAGAGAAGAAAAUCUUCAGGUGUACAAUGUGACUAAAGCAGAAAAACCUGGAAAAAUACCAAAAGAUUCCAAAGAAGCACCAGCUUCAAAGAAAGAUAAAGAAGAUUCCAAAGAAGCACCAACUUCAAAGAAAGAUAAAGAAGACUCCAAAGAUGUCCCACAUUCAAAGAAAGAUAAAGAAGUAACUGAUGAUGUAUCUUCACCAAAGAAGCAAACACGUCCCAUCAGCUUCUUCCAAUGUGUGUACUUGAAUGGGUACAAUGGCUAUGGGUUUCAGUUUCCUGUCACUCCUGUCCAACAACCUGGAGAGAACCCUGGCAAAACAAACUCUCCAGGACAGAAGCAACAAGAACAAUAGACAUCCACGCCUGACCCUGACAACUGCUUUUACAUGGUGAAAGUGGAAUGUUCUCUUUUGUCCACGGUGGCACAGGCAAUCAAAACUAUCUGAUGCUGAGAUUCCAUUGUAAACAUUUUGCCUGGCAUAAAGAGAUGACAUAGACAAAGGAAUUGACUAAUAAGCAAUUGUGUUCAGGGUCUAAUACUUGAGAAUCUUCAUUUGUGUCUGUUGCUAUAGGAGGGAUACUUACAUUAAGCUCCUUCUAGCUGUUAUAAGGUAGUAUGUUCAUUAAAGUUUACUUUUAAAUAUAAUUGGCACAAUUACAAAAUGAGAUUUAUGAUUUCAGGCAGGGAAUUUCUAAAUUGGUAACAUAGACUGUGUUCUAAUUUUAAAUAGCACAGGAACAUAUAUAAAAGUUAUUCUUCUGCAUCAUGUGGGUAGACUCAGUUUACCCAAAAAAACCUAUGUGCAUCAUUAUAUUCACGUCUGUUUCUAGUUCAGUUAUGGCAAGGAUCUACAUAGGUAUAUCUUACACCAGAGUGCUCUAAAUCCCUUGCAAUAUUCUUAAUGAUCAGACUAUCUAAAAGAUGGGACAUGACAAAGAAUAAGUGCUUGUUGGAUCUUAUCUCUGAGGUUGUCUUGGGCUAUGCUUAAGACAUUCUCUCUUGUGGACAUUGCAAUUAAGCACAUUUGGUAAAUAACUUGUUUAAUAUGCAAGUUAAUGAGAUAUGAAAUUUUCACAUCUCUCCAGAUUGUGCCUCACUAAAUCCAUCACCUGGAUGAAGGUUUAGUUCAAAGAACAACAACUAUGGUUGAUCAAUCCAAACAGUUAUUUCUCAAUACAUACUUUCUGUGAGAUUAGAUGUUUUCUUUUUGAAAUGGAAACAAUACAAAUGACAUAAAACGUUAAGUGAGAUAUUUUGGGUCCAUACAUGUUCAUGAGAUGUCUUACUUUCUUCUGGCUAAUUGAACAGUAAUGCCAGUUAAAUGAUGGCAGUUUUUAACUUACUUGUCCAUGCAUCACUGAAAAUAACUGUUGAGAAUGUUCAUCCUUUUGGUAAUACAAACACUAGAUUUUCAUGAACUUUUCUUAUCUAGAAAACAUAAUUGAAUCUUUUCAUCAUGUUUCUACUUGCAGCUGAACUUAUGACAAAUUAACUCACAAAACAACUUGAGUUACCAUUUCUGGCACUAUCAUAAGCUCAGCCAAUGCUGAGCUACUGACUUUGUGAACUAGCUGUGUGAUUGGUUUCAAACACUGCAGCCAAACAUAGUUCUUGAGGUCUAAGACAAAAGUCCAUUUUAUCAAUAUUCAGGUAGGAUAUGGACCAUGUACUUAGCAUUAACGAUGGGAUAUCGGUGACUUUUAUAAGAAAGUUAGCUUCAACCAGAUGCUGACAGACUGAAUUCACACCAAAAAUGUCAACACUACAAUGAACUAGAUUAAUGGAGCCAUUUGGAGGGGAAGGAGUACAUAAUUGACCAGAGCUUCAUUCAACAAUUCAAACUUACAAGGAGAACAGUGGAUAAAGUGCUCUACUUAGUUGAAGUUUCACUAAUUUCCUGAGUAUGGGACAGAGAAUAAAUGUGUUUUAAAACACAUACUACCAAAUGGGUUAUCCACUAAGUUAUUAUCUUUCAAUGACUAUGCACUUAGUCUUUCUAUACUGUUUCAGGUUAUAGACCAUGAAACAUAGUACAGCAAUAGAUUCUACUUCAUGUUAUUCUGGCACAGUAAGUAACAUUCAAAAAAUGCAUUAUAUGUAUUAGGUCUGUAUCUCCAGGUUUCAAAGAACCAUCAAAACAAACAGCUCAGCACUUCACAGAGUUACUCUGUAGCUAGAUAAAGUGUCUUAAUACGGGUUUGUUUGAAAGCAUUCUUUGAAAUUAUGUUUUUGGAGAUUACAUUAAUCUUAUCUCUACCAACUUUUAAAUAUCAUCAUCUAUUUUCUUUGUGAAACAAAUUGACAAAAUAUAACAAAUGUUAUUGUAAAUUUGGGUGUGAGUUAGAGAAAAAAAUAUGAUGUAAUAGUUAACAAUAGUUGUUAAGAUUUGUCUAAAAUUUGAAUAACUAGUCUAAUUUGAAAAAAUUAUCUAAACUGUUUUCUGUUAUAUUUUUACAUUAGUAAACUACUUCUGACUCUUGAGUUUAAUGGUUUGUAUCUUGAAAAGAAAAGGCAUGAAUAGUUAAUUUUUUAUUUUAAAUUUC
Molecule: messenger RNA, 4514 nt
Organism: Mus musculus (house mouse)
Lineage: Eukaryota; Metazoa; Chordata; Mammalia; Rodentia; Muridae
Gene: Trdn
Product: triadin
Exons: 38
Coding region: 242-2323 (693 amino acids)
Biological process (GO): heart contraction
Cellular component (GO): membrane; plasma membrane; sarcoplasmic reticulum
Molecular function (GO): signaling receptor binding
Source: RefSeq, marked validated